AUGCAUCUCAAGUCUUACGUCACCGCUGCCCUUUAUGGACUGCCUGUUCUGACAUCCGCUGCGCCAUCGGCUUCUUCCUCGCAGGCUGCAGCUCCUUCGUCGUCGGCUAGCUCAGAUACUGACCACUUCAAAACUUACACCAUCAAGGCGGAAAAUAUCACCGCCAAGCUGAUUCCGUAUGGUGCGCGUCUCACCUCCUUGCUAGUCCCAGAUCGCGACGGCAAGGUGCAAGAUGUGGUCGUCGGAUAUGAUGACCCAAAAGAGUACCUGCAUGACAGUGAAACCAAUCGCACUUUCUUCGGUGCGGUUGUCGGUCGCUAUGCCAAUCGCAUUAAGAACGGCACUUUCACCGUUGAUGGGAACACCUACCACGUUCCUGAGAAUGAGAACGGUGGUAAGGACACUCUCCACGGUGGCUUCAUCGGCUAUGAUAUGCGCAACUGGACUGUGACUGCGCAUAGCGACUCCGCUAUCACUUUCAGCUUGCUUGACCAAGCCUUUGAGGACUUCCCCGGCGAUGUUGUCACCCAUGCUACUUUCAGUGUGUCUACCAAGAAGAGCCCUGGGAACCCCAAGGGCCUUCCCCAAUUGACUUCCAAGAUCGUGGCGCUCUCUCUCACGGAGAAAACCCCAAUCAUGAUGGCUAAUCACAUCUACUGGAACUUGAACGCGUUUAAGGAAUCCACUGUGCUCAACGAUACAACCCUGCAGCUGCCCCUCUCCCAAAGAUACAUUGGAGGCGACAGCAUUCUCAUUCCAAAUGGCACCAUCUUGGACGUCGAUAACACCUUCUCGGGCGCUUUGGACUUCACCAGUCCCAAGCUCAUCGGCGAAGACAUUAAGAAGACCACCGGCCUGUGCGGCGGCGGCUGCACUGGUUACGACACCUGCUUCCUCGUUGAUCGCCCAUCUACUAAUUCCGCCGACUCAAUGACCACCGCCCUCCGUGCAUCAUCCAGCACCACGGGCAUCACCCUCGAGGUCGCAACCAACCAGGCCGCCCUCCAGAUCUACACUUGCAAUGGACAGAACGGCAGCAUCGCGACCAAGGAGUCGCAGGCCAAGCGCAACAAGGCGAACGGCGGUGACGCCGGUGCUACCCACGUCAACAAGUACGGUUGCUUUGUCAUUGAGACCGAGGACUGGAUUGAUGGCAUCAAUAAUCCCGAAUGGGGCCGUCGUGAUUAUCAGGUCUUUGGCCCCGAUGAUGGCCCUGCUGUCAAUAUCGCCACAUAUCAGUUCGGCAAUCUUUAG
Molecule: messenger RNA, 1254 nt
Organism: Penicillium soppii
Lineage: Eukaryota; Fungi; Ascomycota; Eurotiomycetes; Eurotiales; Aspergillaceae
Product: aldose epimerase family protein
Exons: 1
Coding region: 1-1254 (417 amino acids)
Biological process (GO): beta-D-galactose catabolic process via UDP-galactose, Leloir pathway; glucose metabolic process
Molecular function (GO): aldose 1-epimerase activity; carbohydrate binding
Source: RefSeq, a predicted model, not a curated record